CCCGUCCAGCUAUGAACAUACAUGUGGAAAGUGUGCACUGACAUCACAUGAUGAUGCAUUCAUUUGUCUUACGUGUUCGGGCUCAUUAAUCGUGACGUACUUCGCAGGUUAAUUUACGAAGGGGUGUGUGUCUGCGAGAGUUCAAAUGCUUUGCUUUAAGCCUCGCUGACAGAGAAACACCGGAAUCAAACGCAACGCGACAGACAAUGAGGAGCAGUCAGUGUGAACGCGCAUCAUCGCACAGCACGAGCAACAGCGCGAGACAUCUGCACCUGAUGCUCGCACUGCUUUUCAUCUCUUUGAUACCAAUCACCAGAAGUGCUCCAGUACUCUUGAAUCAAUCAUCAAUAGAGCAUGACCAGUUAUUAACCCAGAUAACAACCCUCUGCUCAAUUUACCUCGCGGCAGACCAAUCCUUUAGAACAUCUGAUGUUUUGGGGAAUCUGUGUUUCCUAAUGCUGGGAUCACUGCAGAAAUCCAAGGAGAUAACUGCUCGAGAGACCAGCAAAAGGUUUUUAUUUCAUUACACUAAACCGAGUGGUUCUGGAUUAUCACAUGGGACGUCUACUGUAUUGCACCCUCUCCUGGAACUCAUACCCCAGCUUAACAGAAGAAGAAGCAGGAGAAUGAAAUUAAAUGACGACAUUCAAAUACCAGGGCGGAUCCAGAGCAGAGGGUAUUUCCUUUAUCGGCCACGUAAUGGAAGAAGAUCGGCUGAGUAUGUGUAAAACAAUAAAGAAUUCAGUUUCAACAGAACCCACCCUUCAGAUGUGUGAUACCAGAGCAAGAGAACCUAAAACAUCACAUCACUCAUUCCUGAGACCCCCCUUUGUGAUUAUGAUGUCGAAUGUACAGACAGAAUCUAAAUAAAGUAUUUUAUUGGUCAAAACGUCCUGUUUGUAUACCUGUGCACUGUCUUUUGAAUUAAAAGCAUUACAAAAUGUUUCCUCAUUGUGGCAUUGUGAUUUUACAUUUAUGCAUGUGGCUGACGCUUAUAUCCAAAGCAACUUGCGAUGCAUUUAAGGUAUGCUGUACAUCUUAUCCGUAUGUUUUGACCAAAUAGCUUCUACUGUAUAUCUGCAUUGUUGAAGUGUUACCAAAGAGCAAAUAAAAUGUUUAAAUCAGUA
This is a messenger RNA of Paramisgurnus dabryanus, 1127 nucleotides long. RefSeq names its product neuromedin U (gene nmu). The record is from RefSeq and is a predicted model, not a curated record. Gene Ontology annotation, biological process: regulation of smooth muscle contraction. Gene Ontology annotation, molecular function: neuromedin U receptor binding. Lineage: Eukaryota; Metazoa; Chordata; Actinopteri; Cypriniformes; Cobitidae.